GGUUCGAGACUGGUCACACCAAUUUUUUUUUUUUUUUUUUUUUUUUUAGGUUUAAUUAAUUUUUUUUGUCUUUAAUGAAAGGUCGUAGGAACAUAUUUCGCCAUCGUCUUCUUCUUCUCUCUUCUUUGACCUAAUAUUUUUCUGAGCAUCAUGUCGACGGCAGCGAUCCUUUUUACUCUGAUUUCAUUUGUUUUCAUCACUUUCUUCUUAUUUUAUAGAUAAAUUCAUCGAAUAACUUGUGAAAGUACAUAGAAAGUGAAAGAAAAGAUGAUCUCUUUUUCCAAAAGAUCGGAGUUUUUUCGAACAUGGAAAUGUAACGUGCUUCUACGCCGGGGAAUCUGCCGAUCGACCGCAUCUACGCCUGCGGAAUCUGCCGACCACACCUACGCCUGCGGAAUCUGCGGCGUUGACAGCGUUUUCGAACAUGGGAUCAGAAACGAUAUCUCCAUACGUAGAAGUUUUCACACAUCAUCCAUCUACACAGAUAUAAGCCAUCAUGACUGGGUGGUUCACCGAACUCGAAGACGUCCUGUACUCCAUAGUGGAAUAUAUCCCACUAGUCGGCACCGUGUACUCUCUAGAGCGAGCCAUCAUCGCAUAUACCACGGAGGAUUGGAAGCGAUAUUGGCAGUCCGUCGGCAACUUCGUCGAAAGCUCCGUCCGCGAUGUCAUUCUCUUAAAAGACAUCGCCGAACCCAUCCCAGUCAUCCUUUUACACACAAUGGCCGAGUCAUUCACCGACAAAAUGCUUGAGCUCUACCAUCACGAGCCCAAAAAGCCUGAGAUCGAAAUCACCAAAGACUUGGAUAAACGAAGCGGACAUGUACUCAUCGCCGAGUCCUCACAAGGCAAGUUCGAGAGUGAAGUCUUCGGAGGCAAAGCCAAGGGUGUGCACCACUUUUACGGUGCUGUGUUCAUUGGUAAGCUCACUAACCCCGACUAUGCUCCAAACGGCGAGAAGAUCCGGCUUGAUAUCCCUCAGGGAUUGUACGACGGGGCACCAGUCACCUUCUCGUGGAAAUGGACUCAAGCCUGGGAUGGAUCAAAGAAUUCACCUUCAGCCACGUAUGGUCGUAUUAAAUUGAUUGCCGGCACACCCACAGGGUUCGAAUUGUCCAGCCGAAAGGGUCUUGCCGGAUGGGAAGGUUAUAACUUUUGGGGUCAUGUAAACUCCAGGGACCAAAUCACAGCUACAACCGCUAUCAGUGGUAACGAAACUCAGAUUGUCUUCGAAAGGCUGCCCGAAACUUGAUUUCAGCAUUCGAAGUUGAUAGAGUUACAGAACCGAACCGACACGUCUCGAACCAAACCAAUUUUCCAAACCGAAAUACACUACGUAAUUGUUUCUUUUCUGCAUUUUGUUUCAGUUGAUAAUAAGAAGAGAGUAGGACUUCCUUGUAUAUAGGAAACCAUCUCCUCCACUUUCCCUUAAUUCCCAUGUUCAAAGGAGUUAUGACUCCACUUUGUUUCUGUAUCUUCUCUAUUUAAAUGAAUGAAAAAGCCAAAAAGAGGCAAUCUUAAUUGUCCAAAA
Raphanus sativus (radish) is the source of this 1531-nucleotide messenger RNA. RefSeq names its product iso-A82775C biosynthesis cluster protein B-like. The coding region runs from base 497 to 1252 and encodes 251 amino acids. The record is from RefSeq and is a predicted model, not a curated record. Lineage: Eukaryota; Viridiplantae; Streptophyta; Magnoliopsida; Brassicales; Brassicaceae. The transcript has 2 exons.